Symbiodinium pilosum is the source of this 2721-nucleotide messenger RNA. NCBI's taxonomy places the organism in Eukaryota, Dinophyceae, Suessiales, Symbiodiniaceae. The record is from the annotation of a GenBank genome assembly.
AUGCCCCAGACCAAUGGUGUGGCUCGUCUCAUCGACGUGGUGGAGGAUGGCAAAGCCUAUUACGUGGUGAUGGAGCGCGCUGGAGGUUGCGAUCUCUAUGAGUGUCUGUCUGGCGCACCAGAGCGACGACUCCCGCCCCACGAGGCCAGAGAGGUGCUGAAGGAGCUCCUCACUGCUGUGGCAGAGCUGCAUGCCCAUGGCUUCAUCCACAAGGACCUCAAGCUAGAGAAUGUGAUGCUGAACAAGCCUGGACCAAAGUGUCCUGCGCACAUACGACGAAAUCUGGCAACCAGUGCGGGGCCAAGCGUGAAGCUUAUCGACUUCGACACUGUCGAAGAAUGGAAUUCUACAAGCCCCAAGUCCAAGCAUGUGCUUGGUACAGAUCAGUAUAUUGCCCCAGAGGCCUACGAAGGUAAGUAUUCGCCUGCCUCCGACAUUUUCGCCGUUGGAGUUAUCGCCUACAAGAUUUUGACUGGCUCGUUCCCGUAUAACGGGCGCCUUUUUGACGACAAACCUGGUGAAAACUGGGUCGGAUCGCCCAAGAUGAAAGAGAUCCGGCAGAAGUUGUGUGAUGCAAGGCGCCUCGUUCUUUUCUUGAACCCUGGCCUAGCCUCUGGGCCCGCUGGUAGAGGUCUGAGAGCAAUGGCCGGCUCAGAGAAGCCUUUUGACAACCUACAAGAGCCUCAGUUCACUCAGAGGGGAGAUGCUGGAGUUCUUGAAUGUAAGGAUCGGCUGCGAAACGAAAGCACCACCGCGGAGACGGAAUGGGCCAACGCCACCCGCGCAGUCGCCGCAGCUCGGGCCAAGGAUGAUGAGCUCCGUGCCGAGGUCAAGUGGCGCACGGCAGAACGAACAGCCGCCGAGCGUGCAUCCAACGAGGCAGAGUCAAGAUUUCAACUGGCAAAGGAAGCACUCGCGCAGGCUGAGAAGCAGUGUAUGCUCGCUGCUGCAGCUGCAACGCAGAAGCAGAGUGCACUGCGUCAACUGUCGGAGUUUGAGUCUGCCAUGCAACAUCAGGCGAAGCUCGUCGAGCAGGCGAGAGCAGAGGUCCAGCAAGCAAAGUCAGAGGCUUCAAGUCGGCAGCUGGAGGUGGAAAGUCUACGCCAGGACUUGAGCAAUAUGAGGGCUCUCUAUGAGCGGGAGAAGAUGAGCACCCAGCGGCAUGCCGAGCUCCAGAAGGAGCACGAGGCGCUUGUGCAAGAGCUUGAACGUCUCCGCAGUCAACUGUCGGCCGCCAAGGCGAGUGGCACCGAACUGCAAGCUUCCCUUCGCCAAGCCAAGGCUGAUCAUGAGCUCCUGGCCGCAGAGCUGGGAGCUGCGAGGGCCCGCGAGGCGGGCCUGGAAGGCGAGCUUGCUGCGGUCCGUCGCACUCUCUCGUGCACCAAAACAGAGGCGUCAAUGCUCCGAACGAAGCUCGAGGCUUCACCUCCACCUUCGCAGACGCCCCGAGUUCCUGCCGGAAACGUGGAGAUUGAGAGGGGCACUGGUAUGGCCUCACGUUGUGCACCUUCUGAGCAGUGGGGCACGUCGAGGGGCACUGACAGGGUGAAGUCACAAGAGGAGAUGAAGUUGCUCCCGCCUAGGGAAAUCUAUCCUGCUCGGCUUGUGGAGAAGAAGCCUAUAGAAGUUGUCUUUGAAGUGCAGCACCCGCAGCUAUCCGCAAAGCCACUGACAUGCCCCAUAGCUGAGAAGCCUGAAUCCUCUGGGGCAGCAGUGAGCCUAUCAGAGGGGUUCAAGCGCAAGGUGUCAGAGGAUCUGAAGGCCGAAGUUGUUUUCGACGACUUCCCUGACACGCAGGAAGACCAAGAGGAGCCCGAGGUGAAGUGCCCGCGGCUUACGAAACCAGGUCCAACCGCCGCAAUCUCCUGCACACCAGAGUCCGCGGGCUUUCCGCAGCUACGGCAGCUACCGCCAAAGGCAUUGCCCUCUCCUGUCCCGAGAGCUGUGACUCCAGCUUCGGGAGCAGGACAGCUCUUGGAGCAGCCAAAGCCCAGCAUCGCUGCCCUUGAACACAUCGAUCCAGCAUUGAGAGCUUUGAGCACACCUGGAACUGCAAAGGUGGCGGGCAACGGGGCCAUCACACCUGGGACAUCUGAAGUUAACACGCACCUGCUCUCAGCGCUGCAGUUUCAGGCAGGAGCUCCGCAACUCCAGCCAGGCCUUCCAGGACCCAGCGCCACGCAGCCGCACAACAGCUCCGUGACUGCAAAGGCAGCCACGUCUGGCAGGCGCUGUAAGCGCUCCAAGGAGGAGGUCCUGCGAAUGGCUCGAUCAAUGUAUUCGGUGAAGCCGUCGGCAAAGCAGCUGCGUAACCCACCCCUGAAGCUGUAUCCAGCUCACGUGGACUAUGUCCUCACGAACUGGGAGCGGUACCCGACUGCUCAGAGCGCCAGGCAGCUGGAAGCUGCGCAGGCCAAAGCCGUGCCUCGUUCCGUGCCGAGCUCUCUGCCCACGUCGAGGAUGGCUCCAAGCACCAACCUGGGGUUGACACCAGAGCGGGCUGCUCCGACCACGCCCACCAGCUGGCAACAUGUACAGCACUUCCUCCAGGCUCAAGUGCAGAGUGCGCGGAGCAGCUACCCCAGCGGUCUUGUUUCCCCCGGCUCCAAGACUAAGACAACAAACAGGGUCAGUUUUAGCCACGCCGUCUUCGAGAAAGAGCCUGGUGCGCAACGCCUUGUGUCACGGAUGCUGGCGGCCCUGCCCUCAGCAUUUGGCUGA